Molecule: messenger RNA, 765 nt
Organism: Aphanomyces astaci
Lineage: Eukaryota; Oomycota; Saprolegniomycetes; Saprolegniales; Verrucalvaceae
Exons: 2
Coding region: 1-765 (254 amino acids)
Source: RefSeq, a predicted model, not a curated record
AUGUUGUUGUCCGACAUGGAGCUUGGCACGGUUCGUCAGGGGGUUAGCAUCUUAGAGAACAUUUGGAACAACCUUGAGAAGAAGAUCUAUCAUCGCAAACAACAAGCAAAGCGUCUACGCCAGGAUGAUGACUUCGACUCUCAUUCUUCGGCAAAGCACAACGCUACCACCGCGACGAUCACGACGACGAUCCUGACGACUACCCUCGUUGAUCCAGUCAUCACAACGCUCGCGACGGCGGCCGUGGGCACUCGCACGGCAAGCAAUAUGGUGAUGGCGGCCGUGGGCGCUCCCAAGGCCAGAGUCGCGAUGUUAGCCCUGGGCAAUCGCAAGGCAACGGUCGAUAUCCAAGACUCUCGCAAGACCGCCAGCACGACCAACCCACGCGCGGUUCCAGCCCUGGUGCAGCGGCCCGCGCUCUCCGUCAGGAGGCCUACGCUGCCUACGAUGAGGCAAGUGCAAUGCAUGCGCGUGCCCGCACCGCUACAAAGGACACUAGUUAGAAUCCAUGACGCUGAUCGUUCGUCUACUUUCCCGAUCAACCCUGUCCCCAAGUUACCACCACCAGGGAAGUCGGUCGAGUUUGUUACUGACGACACUGACACGUGCGCCGUGGUGGCUACUGCACCUUCCAACACCCCACAAACCUCGUUCCUCAAGCCGGCCCCUACCCCGCCUCCGUCGAAGUACUUUGAUGACCUCGCAAUACGCGUGAACACUGCUGGCGUCGAGUUCAUGUCUCUCACCAUUUCGGUUCGCCCCUAA